This is a messenger RNA of Pimephales promelas (fathead minnow), 3106 nucleotides long. Lineage: Eukaryota; Metazoa; Chordata; Actinopteri; Cypriniformes; Leuciscidae. The record is from RefSeq and is a predicted model, not a curated record.
CUUUUUGAUUCUGAUGGCCGUCAACAUGGCGGCUGUGGAGUGAGACGCAUGUCUAAACUUUGUUCCGACAAUUGAUAUUUUGCCUCGCGUAUAUUGUUUACGUGAAAGAAAGCCGUCGAACAAAAAAAUGUCACGCCACAGGAAUGUCCGAGGUUAUAACUACGACGAAGACUUUGAGGAUGAUGACUUGUACGGGCAGUCAGUGGAGGAUGACUACUGCAUCUCUCCUGCCACUGCUGCACAGUUUAUCUAUUCACGCCAAGACUCAAGGCAGGCUCGACAUGUAGAGACCGUGGAGGAGGCAGAAUAUGAGGAGGAGGAAGAGGAGAUGCCAACCUCUCCAACCAUCACAAGCACACUAGAUCCGCUAAAGCAAGGUCAGUUGUUUUCCUGUUUGGAUCACAUGAGAGAAGUACUAGGAGACUCAGUUCCAGACUCCUCACUGACUCAGGCAGCUCUUAAAUACGACUGCGACCCUCACCGGGCCCUUGAUUUCAUUCUAACUGAGGAGAACGCCAAUACACACGCCCCUCCUGUCAGAACCAACGCACAGCCCGAGCCUACCACCACAGCUGCACCACAGAAAGGAGCCUUAUUUUCUCCAUCACACGACAGUAUUAAGACUGUAUCAAGUGCACAUUCAGGCAAACCCCUGAAACGAGACGGUGCAAAAGUACGGGACGCUCCAGAGAGUCGUGUCGAAGCAGAGGUUGUCCCUAAGGUUGCCCGGAUGACUGUGUCAGGCAAGAAGCAGACCAUGGGCUUUGAUGUGCGAAGCCCGGAAGAAAAUGGCGUUGUUGCUUCAUCGGUUCGCAGAGGGCAAAGUCCAGAGGUCACUGCUGCACCAACCACAGAAACCCCAUCCAAAACAGGGGUUAUGACUGAAGACCCUACCGCUACGACCCCAUCUCGGCCAGCUGGAAAGAGCAAACAGCAGCUCAACAUCCGUGCCGAACUGGAGAAAAGACAAGGAGGAAAACCGUUACUCAAUCUGGUGGUCAUAGGUCAUGUAGAUGCUGGUAAGAGCACCCUCAUGGGUCAUCUGUUGUAUCUGCUGGGGAACGUUAAUAAGAGAACCAUGCAUAAAUAUGAGCAGGAGGCCAAGAAAGCUGGCAAGGCCUCGUUCGCCUAUGCGUGGGUACUGGAUGAGACCGGAGAGGAAAGAGACAGAGGAGUGACCAUGGAUGUGGGCAUGACAAAGUUUGAGACGGACUCGAAGGUUGUUACUCUGAUGGACGCACCAGGACACAAAGACUUCAUUCCGAACAUGAUCACGGGGGCGGCACAGGCAGAUGUGGCUGUGUUAGUCGUAGAUGCCAGCCGUGGGGAGUUUGAGGCCGGGUUUGAGGCAGGGGGGCAGACCCGCGAGCACGGCCUGCUGGUUCGAUCCCUCGGAGUCACACAGCUUGCUGUUGCUGUCAACAAGAUGGACCAGGUUAACUGGCAGCAGGAGAGGUUCCAGGAAAUCAUCUCUAAGCUCGGUCACUUUCUAAAGCAGGCUGGUUUUAAGGAUUCUGAUGUGUAUUACAUCCCCACCAGUGGCCUAUCAGGAGAGAAUCUGACCACUAGGAGCAAAGUAGCAGACCUUACAGCCUGGUACACUGGACCAUGUCUGCUGGAACAGAUAGAUGCCUUCAAACCUCCCCAGAGGUCAGUGGAGAAGCCGUUCAGGCUUUGUGUCUCAGACGUCUUCAAAGACCAGGGCUCUGGAUUCUGUGUGACGGGGAAGGUUGAGGCUGGCUUCAUUCAAACAGGAGAUAAAGCUCUGGUCAUGCCUCCUAAUGAGACCUGCACUGUUAAAGGGAUCACUCUCCAUGAUGAAGCAUUAGACUGGGCAGCUGCCGGUGAUCAUGUCAGUCUAACUGUAACAGGCAUGGACAUCAUCAAAAUAAACAUUGGAUGUAUAUUCUGUGACCCCAAAGAGCCCAUCAGAGCCUGCACAAGAUUCAGAGCAAGAAUUCUUCUCUUUAAUAUAGAACUCCCCAUCACGCAAGGCUUCCCUGUGCUGUUGCAUUAUCAGACUGUAAGCGAACCGGCCACUAUUAGGAAGUUAGUCAGUAUAUUACACAAGAGCAGCGGAGAAGUUCUCAAGAAGAAACCAAAGUGUUUGAGUAAAGGACAGAACGCAGUGGUGGAGAUUCAAACGCAGAGGCCUGUGGCUCUAGAGCUCUAUAAGGACUAUAAAGAACUGGGGCGGUUCAUGCUGAGAUAUGUGGGCUCCACCAUUGCUGCUGGAGUCGUCACAGAGAUCAAAGAGUAAGGACCAGUCGGAACUGGAAGAGCGGAGAGAAGUGCAAUUUCCCCUCAAACACAAAUUGAAUUCACCGGGCAACCUGACAGUGAUUCUAGCCACAGUUCAUUUCACCUUUCACAAGUCUAAAGGCAGGAGAGAGCGUGAAUGUGUGUGUUAAAGAGAGAAUGCCUUUUGUCCUGCUCUUCAGCUUACAAAAUACAACUGAACUGUAAUUCAUCCCAAGUUUCAACUCGAACCCUCCUAAUAACACGCAGGAACAGACAGAAAGAUCGCCCGCUGCCGUUCAAUAAUUGCGUCAACAAACUGAACUCAUAUUCUUUUAUUUAAUAUUUUAUUUAGAUUAUUGUAAAUGGCAUUAUUUUUGACUAAAUUGGCAGAAUAUAAUGGACAUUUAGGCUUGGUUUAACUUGAAAUCGAAGGAUUUUAAGGUUGGUUCUGAUUAGUUAAAGAUGUGGACAUUUGUAAAAGGGGAAAUAGAAGACAAUAAACAACAUAUCUGGCUGCUCUCAUCUCCUCCACCAGUUUCUCGUAUGAGCGGGACAGUGUGUGAAUGAAACCUGCCCUUCCAUUGCUGCUACUAAGUCUUUUCCUGAUCUUUAAUGGGUCAGUGACAAGAAAACGGGAGGAUUGAGAACCAGUGGACAAAGGGAUAUUUCGUGAAACUCAUCCGGUGUCUGUAAUCUAACAGUAAUCGCUUUAAGGACCUAACGGACUUACUCAUCUGUUUUUGAGUUGUUUAUUAAGGGGUUUUAAUUUGAAGAACAUCUGUUUGGGUGUAUCGAAGCGGAAGUUGUUUCGUCCAGGGAAAGCUUCUUCAUCAGAAAAAUAAAAAAUAUUCAUCACUGUGGAAAA